Messenger RNA from Globicephala melas (long-finned pilot whale), 520 nucleotides. Its product is annotated as glycine cleavage system H protein, mitochondrial-like. Gene Ontology annotation, cellular component: cytoplasm; glycine cleavage complex; mitochondrion. Gene Ontology annotation, biological process: protein lipoylation; glycine decarboxylation via glycine cleavage system. Lineage: Eukaryota; Metazoa; Chordata; Mammalia; Artiodactyla; Delphinidae. The record is from RefSeq and is a predicted model, not a curated record.
AUGGCUCUGCGAGCAGCACGGAGUGUGCCAGCCAUGGUCUGCAGCCUGCGUGCCAUCUCUGUGCCCAACAUGCCCUGCCCGCCGUGGCCCUGGGGACUGAGGGUGGGCGCCGGCGGGGCGCUGCGCACCAGCCCCGCUCUGCUGUCGGUGCGUAAAUUCACAGACAAACAUGAAUGGGUAACAACAGAAAACGGUGUUGGAACAGUGGGAAUCAGCGAUUUUGCACAGGAAGCUUUGGGAGAUGUUGUUUACUGUAGGCUGCCUGAAGCUGGGACAAAAUUGAACAAACGAGGUGCUUUGGAAAAUGUGAAAGCUGCUAAUGAACUCCAUUCUCCUCUAUCAGGAGAAGUAACUGAAAUUAAUGAAGCUCUAGCAGAAAAUCCAGAACUUAUCAACAAAUCUUGUUAUGAAGAUGGUUGGCUGAUCAAGAUGACACUGAGUAACCCUUCAGAACUAGAUGAACUAAUGCGUGAAGAAGCAUAUGAGAAAUACAUAAAAUCUAUUGAGGAGUGAACAUGGA